Hevea brasiliensis (rubber tree) is the source of this 1527-nucleotide messenger RNA. Its product is annotated as VQ motif-containing protein 31-like. The record is from RefSeq and is a predicted model, not a curated record. NCBI's taxonomy places the organism in Eukaryota, Viridiplantae, Streptophyta, Magnoliopsida, Malpighiales, Euphorbiaceae. Bases 742 to 1305 code for a protein of 187 amino acids. The transcript has a single exon.
AUUCAUUCAAGAGGAAAGAUGAACGUACAACUUAUCAACAACAGAAGCUAGCCGAGGAGGGAUAUUAGACACCCAACCCGACAAUACUAAUCCUAAUAUAGCGUUACAAGCUAGCCAAUGAGUACAGCAAUUAGCCUCUCUCGGCACAAAGGACACAGAACAAGAAGGAUACUGCUGCAAUAACAUCUUAAUAUCCAGAAUAAUAGCAUCAAUGUCUCGAGGGACCUAUUCUGUAGAAGAUAACAGCUUUAUUAACACAAGAGAAUCCCUCUCAAAUAUCACAACAGGAAACUUCUUGGCAAUAGCAAAGAGGUUAGUCCUUCUAAGAGCAAAACCUUCCGCUACAACUACUAACCAUACGCCUAGAGGUUGCACGCAUAUUAUUUAUGUAAUAAAUUUAAAUAAUUCUAUUAAAAAAGAAGUGCAUUGCGUCAUUUAUUAUGGUCAAGUGGAAUUUCAACCCGUUUACCCAGUGUAGCAGCAAACUUCGCAGUGUGCACAACCCGACCCAUAUACUUAAAACUUAUUAAUUAAUCAUAAGCACAAGCAUAUCUUUGCCCUCUUUCUCACCCUGUCUCCCUUCUCUCUAAAAGGUCUCAUUAUCUUCCAAUUCCCUCAACGAUCUCCCUAUGAAAACCACCUCCAACGCCUUCACAAACCCAAGAAUCCCAUCUUUCUCUUAGCCCCUCACCUAAUAAUAUACUUUGCAUCUCUUCAAAAAUCUUCCUCUAUCUCUCUCAAAUGGAAAGACAGAUGAACGCCAUAACUUCUUCUCCAGCUUCACCCACAACCUUUAUCCAUGCAGAUGCCAACACCUUCAGAGACCUCGUCCAAAAGCUCACGGGUUUAGCUGGCAGUAACUCAGAAAAACUCCCCAUCACUCUUCCGGCUGGACUGUCCUCAAAGCUUUCCCAUCCCGUUGACUCCACUGGCCAUCGCCGCUCACCUUUCAAGCUCCAAGAAAGAAGACACACCAUGAGAAAACUCGAAAUCAAACUUGGUCUCGCCACCUCUCACUGCAACUCAUCACCAACUCACUUCUCCCCCCGCCGCCAAACUCAUCAUCACCGACUCGACUCACUGAUCCCGAGUCCGGUGACUCCACUUUCCUCAGAGUCACUCUUUAUCCGUAGCCCUGGAACUGAAUCACCAUCGUCCCCUGCAGUUUCGGAGGAGGAAAAGGCAAUAGCAGAAAAAAGGUUUUAUCUGCAUCCAUCACCGAUGACUACACCGAGAGGAAGCGACCCACCACAGCUCUUGACCCUUUUUCCACUGAGUUCUCCUAGUCAGAUAAAUCAAGAUUAGGGUUUUACUUCAUUUCUUGAAAAAGUGUUGUAGGAAAACACGUAUAAAUCUUGGCUUUCAAAGACUGGUAUAUAUACAUCUUGCAUACGCGAUCAUAUCCUUAGUGUCAGAGAAGAGAGAGAGAGAGAGAGAGAGAGAGAGAGAGAGUAAGUUAAGCUUAAUCACUUGGUUUCUUGAUUUUCUCUGCAAGAAUGAAAAGGAAUAGUUUCCAAUUUACAUACA